UUGAAAUCUAUUCUAUCAACGAAUAUUGCGUUAAAGUGAAUGAAGAAACAGAGUGUACUUUUGCAUUCUGAAGCUUGAAAUAGCAUCGUCAAUCGUCUCGUUGUAGCAACAACACUCGCCAAACCAUAAAAGGCGUAUACAUCAAUGGAGUCUUUAGUUCUUAAACUCCAUGAAAUCUCAGCAGUCAAAUUUGGAAACUUCAAGCUCAAAUCCGGGAUCUCCUCGCCAAUUUACAUAGACCUCCGCCUUGUUAUAUCUUAUCCUUCUGUCCUCCGACAAAUUUCUCAAACUAUGAUUUCUUCUGUCUCGGACACUAAAUUCGACCUUGUCUGCGGUGUCCCUUAUACCGCUCUUCCUAUUGCCACAUGUGUGUCUGUCACUCACAACAUCCCUAUGGUCAUGCGCCGCAAGGAAAUCAAAGACUACGGAACUUCUAAAGCCAUUGAAGGUGAUUUUCAGCAUGGCCAAAGUUGCUUGAUAAUUGAGGAUUUAGUUACUAGUGGCACAUCGGUUUUGGAAACUGCUGCGCCGUUGCGUUCCACGGGGUUGAAGGUCCGUGAUGCUGUUGUUUUGAUUGAUAGAGAGCAAGGUGGAAGACAAAAUUUGGAGAGGAAUGGAAUCAAGUUGCAUGCGAUUCUUAAAUUGACUGAAAUGGUGAAAAUUUUGAGGGAAAAAGGAAGGCUUGAUGAGGAGAUGGUUAGAGUUGUUAUAAGGUUCUUAGAGGAAAAUCAGAAAGUUGCGUCCUUGGAAAAUAAAACUAAGUUCAAGAAGGCACUGUCGUAUUUGGAGAGAGCUAAGUUGUCCAAGAAUCCAAUGGGAAAGAGGUUGUUUGAGAUUAUGGCUGAGAAGGAAAGUAAUCUGUGUUUGGCUGCGGACGUUGGAACUACAGCUGAAUUGCUUGAAAUUGCUGACAAGGUUGGGCGUGAGAUAUGCUUGCUGAAAACGCAUGUAGAUAUUUUACCAGAUUUUACUCCGGAUUUUGGCUCAAAGCUUCGUGCGAUUGCAGAAAAACACAACUUCUUAAUAUUUGAGGAUCGUAAGUUCGCCGACAUUGGUAACACAGUGACCAUGCAGUAUGAAGGAGGAAUCUUUCAUAUAUUGGAAUGGGCUGAUAUCGUAAAUGCUCACAUUAUCUCUGGUCCAGGAAUUGUCGAUGGACUGAAAUUAAAGGGUUUGCCUCGCGGAAAGGGUUUGUUGCUACUUGCUGAAAUGAGUUCAGCUGGAAACCUUGCCAAGGGAGAUUACACAUCUGCUGCAGUGAAAAUUGCUGAGGAUCAUUCCGACUUUGUUAUUGGCUUCAUCUCAGUCAAUCCAGCAUCGUGGUCUGGUGCACCGUUAAAUCCUUGUUUCAUUCAUGCAACUCCUGGAGUUCAAAUGGCGAUCGGUGGUGAUGAUCUAGGGCAGCAAUAUAAUACUCCAUAUUCUGUGAUCCAUGAUAAGGGUAGUGACAUUAUUAUCGUCGGGCGUGGCAUUAUCAAGGCAGCGAAUCCGGCUGCAGCAGCUCGUGAAUACCGUCUUCAAGGGUGGAGUGCAUACUUGGACAAGUGUAAGUAAGGCCUAAUUCAUAAAUGGAUGAGAUGUUUCAUUUUGCAGUUGUUCAUAAAUAGCUUCCUUGUAUGGAUGCAGCACUGAAAUUUUGUUUACUUUAAUCUAGAAGUUAUUUUUAGGUUCAGCAAUGUAUACCAGAAGAGCUUCAUUUUUUAAAUAACUGGGUAUUAUGACAGCAAAAAACAGAAAAUUUCAUGCAGUAUUGAUGCGAGUUUGGAGAUGAAUAACCUGAACUUCACAUUCAACUUUCAAGCAUCAUGUGAUGAAGAUUAUAUAUAAUAUAGGUCGCACCAAUGAAAAUACACAUCACAAAAAAAAAAAAUGUAGUUAUCAUUAUUUUAGUUUAGAGUGGUGCUAUGUUGACACCCUCUCAACUGUACACCGUAUGUACACCGUAAAUUUUAAAAAAGCUUUUUAAAUGUGGCACAAAAUUCAAAGCAUGAAAAAAUUAAUAAAAA
Messenger RNA from Vicia villosa (hairy vetch), 2006 nucleotides. Its product is annotated as uridine 5'-monophosphate synthase-like. The record is from RefSeq and is a predicted model, not a curated record. Lineage: Eukaryota; Viridiplantae; Streptophyta; Magnoliopsida; Fabales; Fabaceae. Gene Ontology annotation, molecular function: orotate phosphoribosyltransferase activity; orotidine-5'-phosphate decarboxylase activity. The transcript has 7 exons. Gene Ontology annotation, biological process: 'de novo' UMP biosynthetic process; 'de novo' pyrimidine nucleobase biosynthetic process. Bases 145 to 1554 code for a protein of 469 amino acids.